CAUAGCACUAAUAGCUUAAAAAUGUUCUUGAGUAUUCAAGAAUUGACGGUUAAUAAGGAAACGGCGAAUGGCUUCUACACGGCAUUGGGAAAAUAUUGGGAGUGUUUGCUCGAUCCCUUUGGAGUUCCUUUCAGUCAAUAUUGCUUUAAAUUGUUUUAUACAAUUUAUACACACUUCACCUUAUAUAAUUUGAUGAUAUUCCUCGUAAAAUGCGUCCCGACAGGCAUUUACAUGUAUAAAUUCAUAAAAAAUAUAUAUAUCGAUUCUCGUGAAAGAUUGAAACAAAAAGAAAUAGAAUUAGAAGACAUAAGACUGCAGAUUCAGAUAAUCAAUACUAAAAUAAAACUUCGCGAUGCUGAGUUUGCGGAGCGAGGAGAGCUGCUGAGACGAAAGGUCGAGCAACUUCAUCAUGUGAGAAAGCGUGUUCAAGAAAUAAUUGUGUCCGAUGAGGAGCUCCGGACGACGAUAAACGGAAACGCACCUUGGGAAGAGGAAAAAGAUUGUAAUGUCAGUAGCACGCCUGAGGAAGAGUGCAAAUUUAUAAUGGAAUUACUAGUGAAACUGAAGGCAGAUCACAUGAUAACACCGGAACGAGAUCGAAUGAAAAUGAACUACGGCGAACAUUCUUCCGAGCCCGUCAAUGAGGAAGACAGCGUUUACUCUUCAGCAAACGACGUAAACAAACAAGACUAUCACGUCAAAAUCGUCAAAGUAACUAAUGUUUACAAAGUAGCCUAUCUCCGUCAUUUCAUUAAACAAAAGAGACUUCGACGCGCCAACAAGCAAGCCAUUUUGAGGAAGAAGAUGGACAGCAUUAAGAAACUUUUAGAUGAUUGGCAAAAAACAUUAAAGAUGGUCAUCAAUAACAAACUCAUAAAUCUCGACUCGAAAAACAACAUAGAACUGGCGUCCCAGGAGGCAAUGGGCGAUUUCACGAAACCGAAAUUCAACAAUUCUUCGGAUUCGGACAGCGAUUACAGGAAUAGUACCGGUAGUUGUCAAGACGAUUACUGUGUUAGCUGGUCACAGAAUCAAUACAGACCCGUAUGUAGUUACGAUGAAUUCAACACGAAUUUCGAAAACAGAAGUGACUGUUACGAUUUGGAUGAACGUUGCACCAAAUACAAGAGUCACGAAGAAGUAUGCGACUGUACGGCUACUGGUAUUUUAUUCGUCGUCCCAGAAGAAACGAAUAGUCAAGUAGCAAUCGAAGACAUUAAAAGUGACAACGCGUGAAAGGCUAUAUUAAUUUAUCCUUCGAUGUAUUUUAUUAUAGUUUAAAAUGUUUGCUCGGAUAAAAAAUUGUUUUCUAAUAUGAUUUUUA
Messenger RNA from Vanessa atalanta (red admiral), 1324 nucleotides. RefSeq lists its product as uncharacterized. The transcript has 6 exons. The coding region runs from base 22 to 1236 and encodes 404 amino acids. The record is from RefSeq and is a predicted model, not a curated record. NCBI's taxonomy places the organism in Eukaryota, Metazoa, Arthropoda, Insecta, Lepidoptera, Nymphalidae.